Molecule: messenger RNA, 1239 nt
Organism: Perognathus longimembris pacificus (Pacific pocket mouse)
Lineage: Eukaryota; Metazoa; Chordata; Mammalia; Rodentia; Heteromyidae
Gene: Rln3
Product: relaxin 3
Exons: 2
Coding region: 371-787 (138 amino acids)
Cellular component (GO): extracellular region
Molecular function (GO): hormone activity
Source: RefSeq, a predicted model, not a curated record
ACCCGGCUGUUAGGAUUUCAGAAAAGGAUGGGUACCUCUGCCCUCCAAGAGUCUAGUUGUGCCCUCUCAAGCUUCAUGGAGUCUGUGUUCUUUGUACGGAAUACAGAUGAAGGGUUGGUGGCCAUCCUGUGUGGGAGAUGACAUAGCUUUGAGCCCUGUCACCCUGUCCCUGGCAAAAGGUUAUCUCUGGAUGGAUGAACAGGAAAGGUCAGGUUGGGGGGAAGCCAUGCCCAGCUCCCUUCUGUUGGGGAAGAUAAGAGAGGUCACAGUCAAGGCGGGGGGGGGGGGGCGAGCCAUGAUGUAUAAAUGGGGGGCCUGGAAGCUGCAAGGAAGCUGAGCCACCUUCACGCCCGAGGCAUCUCUGUUCAACAUGGCCAAGUGCUCGCUGCUGCUGCUGCUGCUGCUGGCCUGGGCGCUGGCGGGGGACCUGGCGUGGGGGACCGAGGCGCGAGCAGUGCCCUAUGGGGUGAAGCUCUGUGGCCGCGAAUUCAUCCGUGCUGUCAUCUUCACCUGCGGGGGCUCCCGGUGGAGGCGCAGUGACUUCCUGGGGGACAUGUUCUCAGAUGCAGACUCUGAAGCAGAGGGCAUGGCGGUCGAGGGGAACGAGGCCGUGGACUCCAGUGAAUGGCUAUCCCUCACCAAGCCCCCCCAGGCCUACUACAGCGGUGGGCCCAGCUGGCAGGGCGCCCCUGGGACCCGGCGGCAUAGCCGGGAUGUCCUGACUGGCCUGUCAAGCAACUGCUGCAAGUGGGGUUGCAGCAAAAGCGACAUCAGCAGCCUCUGCUAGGCUGGGGGUGGUGGUGCCAGGCCCCAGCCCCACCCCCUACCCCGCUGGACACUGAUUCACCCACAGUCACUGUGUCCUGGUGUUCUGGGCUCCCGUCAUUCUCUCCUGCCCCUUCUCCAGCCAUCGCCCUUGGCCAGCCUGGCCGGAUCCUGUGCCCGGAGGCCUCCAGACUCCCUACCUGAGCAUCCAGGCUACUUUUGCCCCCCAUAGUCUCGUGUCACAUUUGUGUUCCUACUCUUCCCAAAUUAGCCACAUGGUGACCCCGGGCCUCCUGCCUGGCACCGAAUAUGGCCAUUGGCCCUUGGUCAGCCGGAAUGACGUCCAUUCCCUCCCCAACUCCCCCUGCUGGGCACCCGAGGAAUGGUACCAGGGUCCCCAUACCCUGAAAACCUGUCACGAGCAGCUCAGUGGGUGCCUCGGAACCUCCCUGAACCCCAAUAAAAGUUACUUGC